CCUCAGCCUCCAGGCCCACUGAUGGAUCCGCUGACCAAGGGGUCCUGUGGGAGUCAGAUGGCCCAAACCCUUCUCUGGAAAGCAAAGUCAUCUCUCUCCUUCGGCAUCCAGCCCCUUCAGACGUGGCCAGCGAAAGACCCCGAACUAGAGUCCCAGGUCAACCUCUCUGUCUCGGAAGACCUAGGCUGUAGACGUGGGGAUUUCAGUAGGAAACAUUAUGGAUCUGUGGAGCUGCUCAUUUCCAGUGAUGCCGACGGAGCCAUCCAGAGGGCCGGGAGGUUCCGGGUGGAGAAUGGCUCCUCAGAUGAGAAUGCAACGGCGCUGCCCGGCACUUGGCGAAGGACGGACGUGCACUUGGAGAACCCAGAAUACCACACCAGAUGGUAUUUCAAGUAUUUUUUAGGACAAGUCCAUCAGAACUACAUUGGAAACGACGCAGAGAAGAGCCCCUUCUUCUUAUCUGUGACUCUCUCCGACCAAAACAAUCAGCGCGUCCCUCAGUACCGGGCGAUUCUUUGGAGGAAAACGGGUACCCAGAAAAUAUGCCUUCCCUACAGUCCCACAAAAACUCUGUCUGUGAAGUCCAUCUUAAGUGCCAUGAAUCUGGACAAAUUUGAGAAAGGCCCCAGGGAGAUUUUUCAUCCUGAGAUACAAAAGGACUUGCUGGUUCUUGAAGAACAAGAGGGCUCUGUGAAUUUCAAGUUUGGGGUUCUCUUUGCCAGAGACGGGCAGCUCACUGACGACGAAAUGUUCAGCAACGAAAUUGGAAGUGAAGCUUUUCAAAAGUUUUUAAAUCUCCUGGGUGACACAAUCACGCUAAAGGGCUGGACAGGCUACCGCGGCGGUCUGGACACCAAAAAUGACACCACAGGCAUACAUUCGGUGUAUACGGUGUACCAAGGGCACGAGAUCAUGUUCCAUGCUUCCACCAUGUUGCCGUAUUCCAAAGAGAACAAGCAGCAGGUGGAGAGGAAGCGCCACAUCGGCAAUGACAUCGUGACCAUCGUGUUCCAGGAGGGAGAGGAGACGUCGCCUGCCUUCAAGCCUUCCAUGAUCCGCUCCCACUUUACACAUAUCUUUGCCUUAGUGAGGUAUGACCAACAAAAUGACAACUACAGGCUGAAAAUAUUCUCAGAAGAAAGCGUCCCACUCUUUGGCCCACCCUUGCCAUCCCCACCGGUGUUUACAGACCACCAGGAAUUCAGGGACUUUUUGCUAGUGAAAUUAAUUAAUGGUGAAAAAGCCACUUUGGAAACCCCCACCUUUGCCCAGAAACGCCGGCGUACUCUGGAUAUGUUGAUUCGAUCUUUAUACCAGGAUUUGAUGCCGGAUUUGCAUAAGAACAUGCUCAACAGACGAUCCUUUAGUGAUGUUUUACCAGAAUCGCCCAAGUCAGCACGGAAGAAAGAGGAGGCCCGCCAGGCAGAAUUCGUCAGAAUAGGGCAGGCACUAAAACUGAAGUCCACGAUGCGAGGAGACGCCCCCUCCAGCUUGGCAGCUUCGGGGAUCUGCAAAAAGGAGCCUUGGGAGCCCCAGUGUUUCUGCAGUAAUUUCCCCCACGAAGCCGUGUGUGCAGAUCCCUGGGGCCAGGCCUUGCUGGUUUCCACUGAUGCUGGCGUCUUGCUAGUGGAUGAUGACCUCCCCCCAGUGCCCGUGUUCGACAGAUCGCUGCCAGUGAAGCAGGUGCACGUGCUGGAGACGCUGGACCUCCUGGUUCUCAGAGCAGACAAAGGGAAGGACGCCCGCCUCUUUGUCUUCAGGCUCAGUGCCUUGCAGAAGGGCCUCCAGGCCAAGCAGGCCGGGAAGGGCAGGUCCGACUGCAGAGAGAACAAGCUGGAGAAGACGAAAGGCUGCCACCUGUAUGCCAUCAACACCCACCACAGCAGGGAGCUGAGGAUUGUGGUCGCCAUCCGGAACAAGCUGCUUCUGAUCACGAGGAAACAGAGCAAGCCGAGCGCGGCCCCCGGCAUCUCACCCUUGUCCCCCGUGUCCGAGUCACCCGUCGAAGAAUUCCAGUACAUCAGGGAAAUCUGUCUGUCCGACUCCCCCGUGGUGAUGACCCUCGUGGACGGGCCGACGGAAGAGAGUGACAACCUCAUCUGUGUGGCUUACCGACACCAAUUCGAUGUGGUGAACGAGAGCACUGGAGAGGCCUUCAGGCUGCACCACGUGGAGGCCAACAGGGUUAAUUUUGUCGCAGCUAUCGAUGUGUAUGAAGAUGGAGAGGCUGGCUUGCUGCUGUGCCACAACUACAGCUGCAUCUACAAAAAGGUCUGCCCAUUUAACGGCGGCUCCUUCUUGGUUCAACCCUCCGCGUCCGACUUCCAGUUCUGUUGGAACCAAGCUCCUUACGCGAUUGUCUGUGCUUUCCCGUAUCUCCUGGCCUUCACCACCGACUCCAUGGAGAUCCGCCUGGUGGUGAACGGGAACCUGGUCCACACGGCCGUCGUGCCGCAGCUACAGCUGGUGGCCUCCAGGUCGGACAUCUACUUCACAGCAGCCGCGGCCGGGAACGCGGUCUCAUCCGGAGGCAGCUCCAAGGGGGCCAGUGCCCAAGGCUCCCCCCUGACACCCCCGGGCCGAGACGCGCCAGCAUUUCCUUCUUCCCUGGGGGAAGGUGAAAUCCAGUCCAAAAAUCUGUACAAGAUUCCACUGAGGAACCUCGUGGGCAGGAGCAUCGAGCGACCUCUGAAGUCACCCUUGGUCUCCAAGGUCAUCACCCCACCCACCUCCAUCGGCGUUGGCAUCGCGGCCAUUCCUGUCACUCACUCCCUGUCCCUGUCUCGCAUGGAGAUUAAAGAAAUAGCAAGCAGGACGCGCAGGGAGCUGCUGGGCCUCUCGGAUGAAGGUGGACCCAGGUCAGAAGGGACGCCAAGGGCUAAAUCAAAAGCCAGGAAGCGGCUAGAGGAGAGCCAAGGAGCCCCUAAGCCAGGGACCGUGAGGUCGACUAGCAGUGACAGGAUCACAUCAGGCUCCUUGGAAAGUGCUCCCACGUGCGAAGCCACGGCCGAGGGGCGCGGCCAGGAGCCUGCGGUGGACGGGGAGGGCGGCGCGGCCUGCGGCAGCAGCCCCUGCCCGCUCACAGCCUCCUCAGAUGAAGAGGCCAUCGACUUGAAGUGA
This is a messenger RNA of Lepus europaeus (European hare), 3120 nucleotides long. RefSeq names its product GTPase activating Rap/RanGAP domain like 3 (gene GARNL3). NCBI's taxonomy places the organism in Eukaryota, Metazoa, Chordata, Mammalia, Lagomorpha, Leporidae. Bases 22 to 3120 code for a protein of 1032 amino acids. Gene Ontology annotation, molecular function: GTPase activator activity. Gene Ontology annotation, biological process: activation of GTPase activity; regulation of small GTPase mediated signal transduction. Gene Ontology annotation, cellular component: cytoplasm. The record is from RefSeq and is a predicted model, not a curated record. The transcript is spliced from 29 exons.